Messenger RNA from Haplochromis burtoni (Burton's mouthbrooder), 2062 nucleotides. Its product is annotated as nuclear respiratory factor 1-like. Gene Ontology annotation, cellular component: nucleus. Gene Ontology annotation, molecular function: RNA polymerase II cis-regulatory region sequence-specific DNA binding; DNA-binding transcription factor activity, RNA polymerase II-specific. Bases 151 to 1641 code for a protein of 496 amino acids. The record is from RefSeq and is a predicted model, not a curated record. Gene Ontology annotation, biological process: regulation of transcription by RNA polymerase II. Lineage: Eukaryota; Metazoa; Chordata; Actinopteri; Cichliformes; Cichlidae. The transcript has 9 exons.
AACAAAUUUACUGAUAUUAAUCACUCAUCUUGUUAAAUUACCGACCCAGAUCAGAAAUCUCAACACCCCACUAAAGUGCAAGUCUCAGGUUCAUUCAUUCAUUCAUUGAUUCGUGUAUAGGUACAUGUGACCACCUUGACUGACACAUCCAUGAUGAGCGCUGAGGAAGACUCGACCUCCUCGCCAGAUGACGAUCCAUAUGAUGACACAGACAUCCUCAACUCGGCUGGCACUGAUGAGGUCACAGCUCACCUGGCUGCUGCAGGGCCAGUGGGUAUGGCAGCUGCUGCUGCUGUAGCAACUGGGAAGAAAAGAAAAAGGCCUCAUAUCUUUGAAUCCAACCCUUCCAUCCGUAAGAGACAGCAGACUCGUCUGCUCAGGAAACUGCGAGCCACGUUGGAUGAGUACACCACUAGAGUGGGCCAACAAGCCAUAGUGUUGUGCAUCUCCCCCUCCAAACCCAACCCUGUGUUCAAGGUGUUUGGUGCUGCUCCUCUGGAGAAUGUGGUAAGAAAGUAUAAGAGCAUGUUGUUGGAGGACCUGGAGAACGCCCUGGCUGAACAUGCCCCUGCAGGUGGAGAACUCGCCUCAGAGCUGCCCCCGCUCACAAUUGAUGGCAUCCCCGUCUCUGUGGAUAAGAUGACCCAGGCACAGCUGCGAGCAUUUAUCCCAGAGAUGUUGAAGUACUCAACAGGCAGAGGGAAGCCUGGCUGGGGUAAAGAGAGCUGCAAGCCAGUGUGGUGGCCCGACGACAUCCCCUGGGCCAACGUUCGCAGUGAUGUGCGCACAGAGGAGCAGAAACAGAGAGUCUCUUGGACGCAGGCGUUGCGAACCAUAGUGAAGAACUGCUAUAAGCAGCAUGGCCGUGAGGAUCUAUUAUAUGCUUUUGAAGACCAGCAGGUAACCACGGCAACCACCACCCAGCACCACCUGACCACUGCACAAAGUAUCGCUCACCUUGUGCCCUCACAAACCGUGGUACAGACCAUCAACAAUCCAGAUGGAACAGUCUCGCUUAUCCAGGUCGGUACAGGACACACAGUUGCCACUCUUGCGGAUGCGUCGGAGCUGCCUGGUGUGACAGUUGCACAAGUUAACUACUCAACGGUAACUGAGGGAGAGGUGGAACCAAGCUGGGCCACCCUGCAGGGCGGGGAGAUGACAAUCCAAACGACUCAAGCUUCAGAGGCCACGCAGGCAGUGGCAUCCCUAGCUGAAGCUGCUGUCGCUGCUAGCCAAGAGAUGCAGCCCGGAGCCACUGUUACAAUGGCACUGAACAGUGAGGCAGCAGCUCACGCUGUAGCGACGCUGGCAGAAGCCACACUACAAGGCGGAGGUCAAAUUGUCCUGGCAGAGACGGCAGCUGCUGUUGGGGCGCUGGCAGGGGUUCAAGAUGCCACAGGUACCCAAUUAUCAGCAACACAGCAAACACUGAAGCAACAUAAAAUAAAAUACACCUCAAAUUACAGCAAUUACAUAAUUAUAAAAAAAAGUCAAGUGUUUUUUUGGUAUGCAGCAUUAAACUGUACAGACAAUGAAGGUCUGAAAAGUCAUAGUUAUUACCUCACUACUGCAUUGCCUGCAAUCACAGGUACAUUAGUAACAUUAUCAAACAAUCAAACAGUGGUAGUUUAUAUAUAAACUAUGUUAUCUAUAUUGGUGACCACAUAAAUCAAUUUAUCUAUAUUAUUUACGAGGACCCCAAAGAUUAGAUUACCGCUCUCUGGAAUGACUCCAGCCUUGCCAAUAUACUUCCUCAGGUGCCCUGCAGUCCAACCAUCAAGUUUAAAGUAGGUCUGAUUAAUGGUUGUCACGAAAAGUGCAAAACAGACGCACACAUACAGAGAUUCUAUCAUUUAUCAGAAGAUAGUCACACCGUGGUCAUGCAGUGUUUAAAUGAUGCUGAGUUGGUAUUGAGUGGCCCGAGACUACCAAUAAAAUAUCACCUACACCUUUAUGAACCACCAGCAGCCUGAACUAUUUUUCCAAUCUUCUUAUGUUUUGGUGAGUCCGUGCGAAUUAGUUUCCUGUUUUUAGCCGGCAUAAGUGGCACCCAAUGUGA